GCCAAUGAGGAUGCUGUCAUGAGGAGAGGAGGUUGUCCGGUGAUUGGAGGCAGUUUCUUUCCCUGUCCCACUGCACUCCAAGAGGUCUGUCUCCCUGCUGGUCUCUCUGUCUGCAGGGAAUAAGAGCCAAGCACAGCUGGACUGCAUGGGACCACAGCUAGCCUGGAUGGCUCUGGGUGCAACUGGACCUGGCCUGAGAGAAGACCUAGUCUAAGUUGGUCUAAUUUGGAGCCGAGUUUAGGUGUAGCCCCCAUGCUGGAGCUGGACUGAGAGGGUCUUCCUGGAUCUGGUUUGGAGAGUCAGGAUGAGACCACAUCUCCUGCUGACUGCUGCCUUACUGGCCCUAUGGACCGUUGCCCUGGUGACUGGAGACUACACAGAUACACACCAAGACAGAGCUGAUGACAGCAACACAGAUGGACACAGAGACACCCAAUCAGUCUCAGGUAUAGACAUGCCUCCAAAAGACUUCCUUCCGGAAACACAGACAGAUUCCCACGGGGACACACAGACAGACACAUAUGAUCAACAUCCGGACUCAAACUCCCAUCCGGACGUACACGAACACCCAGACAGCCAUCGUAUCAGCAGUGGUCUGAUGCAGUGUGGGGAGUACAGUAACGAGGUGUUGCCUAACGGUCAGUGUCGAGUCACAGCCACGCUGCCUCAGCUCCAACACCAGCGCUGCCCAGACAUGUUCCGCUGCACUGAUGAAGUGUCCUACUGGCUGCAGGAGAACCAGGAGAGGAAGCAGCAGUUGCAGGACCUCCAGGAGACCAUCUCCGAGCUACAGGAGGAACUCCGUAGUCAUAGGCACCGAAUCAAGGUCCUGGAGCUACAGGGUGAGGAGAGGAACAACGUGAACGAGUCUUUAGAGGAUCGUUUCAGAGUGUUGGAGCUACAGUACGCUGAGGCUGACAACCUGCUGCACACCCAUAGUUCCAUCCUGUUUGAUCUGCAGACUCAGGUCCGGAACCUAACCAUGACGGUGGAACGAGUUAAACGUAACCCCGGCUGCAUGAUCAACAUUGUCAGGACCAGUCCUCUGCUCAGCGCCCAGGAGGCCCUUCACCCAGAGGUGCAGCAUGUGAGAAACUGUCCAAUAGACUGUGCAUCACUGUACUAUAACGGGGUGUAUCGGUCCGGUGUCUACACGGUGGUUCCCUCUCUGAGCUCCCAUCCUGUGGAAGUCUACUGUGACAUGGACACAGAGGGUGGUGGUUGGACGGUGUUCCAGCGGCGUCAGGAUGGGAAGGUGAACUUCAAUAGAGGCUGGCAAGACUAUAAGGAGGGAUUUGGAGAGCUCAGGUCUGAGUACUGGUUGGGGAACGAACACAUUCACCACCUGUCCACCCAGGGAGACUACAGCCUCAGGAUAGACCUGGAGGACUGGACACAUCACCACAAACAUGCCUUCUACCAGAGCUUCAGUAUUGAAGAUGAGGAGAACCACUACCGGCUGCAUGUGUCAGGCUACAGUGGGACAGUAGAGGACUCGUUCAGCUGGUACCAUGAUAAACAGGACUUCAGUACUCCAGACACGGGGGAUAUCUGUGCUGAGAUCUCACACGCUGGCUGGUGGUACCACCAGUGUUUCUAUGCCAACCUCAAUGGAGUCUACUACAAGGGUGGGCGGUACUCAUCUAAAGCCAAGACCCUGCUGGGUCCUGACGGUGUAGUAUGGUACAGCUGGAAAGAUUCAGACUACUACUCUCUCAGGAAGACCUCUAUGAUGAUACGACCUAGAACCUUCCGACCGCGCCUGUCACCGUGACGACAGCCCGAACCGACACACCGGCGGCACCGUGGGAGACCUGCUGAGGUCGCUUCUGACGUCACCGUGGGACGGGACGUGGGAUUGUCGUGACGUUACAGGAAGAGGUCGAAUAGGAUUAAGGCCAUUGGCUGAGGGCUCAUGAGGGAAGUCCCAUCCCUACCAGCGGGCCAAGAGGACUGGAGAAAACACGAGGAGAACGCUGGAAUGGGAUUGUGUCCAACUGUUCAUGGAGUCUAAGAGAGCGUGUAUGUGCUUUCUUUCUACUUUGAAAUACUGUUCCCAGGAGCCCUCAGACAAACUGUCCUGCUCUUCCACUGGAGGGACAUACACAAACUGUCCUGCUCUUCCACUGGAGGGCCUUACACAAACUGUCCUGCUCUUCCACUAGAGGGCCUUACACAAACUGUCCUGCUCUUCCACUGGAGGGACUUACACAAACUGUCCUGCUCUUCCACUGGAGGGCCUUACACAAACUGUCCUGCUCUUCCACUGGAGGGCCUUACACAAACUGUCCUGCUCUUCCACUGGAGGGACUUAUACAAACUGUCCUGCUCUUCCACUGGAGGGACUUAUACAAACUGUCCUGCUCUUCCACUGGAGAGACUUAUACAAACUGUCCUGCUCUUCCACUGGAGAGACUUAUACAAACUGUCCUGCUCUUCCACUGGAGGGACUUAUACAAACUGUCCUGCUCUUCCACUGGAGGGACUUACACAAACUGUCCUGCUCUUCCACUGGAGAGACUUAUACAAACUGUCCUGCUCUUCCACUGGAGGGACUUAUACAAACUGUCCUGCUCUUCCACUGGAGGGACUUAUACAAACUGUCCUGCUCUUCCACUGGAGGGACUUACACAAACUGUCCUGCUCUUCCACUGGAGAGACUUAUACAAACUGUCCUGCUCUUCCACUGGAGGGCCUUACACAAACUGUCCUGCUCUUCCACUGGAGAGACUUAUACAAACUGUCCUGCUCUUCCACUGGAGGGACUUAUACAAACUGUCCUGCUCUUCCACUGGAGGGACUUAUACAAACUGUCCUGCUCUUCCACUGGAGAGAUUUACAACACUGGAAAUACAUACAUGCUGUACAUUCUGCCCUGCUAUUCCUCUGUCUAUACUGUGAAUGCUAACGUACAUCUGUGAAUGUCAGUUUCUGUGAACUUGUUACUGCUUAAUUCGCUAUGAGAUCUAAAGUUAUGUGAUAAAGUAAGUACACCCUCAUAUUUGGACACAUGUAUAUUUGAGCUAAAUUCAAACCACAUUCAUUGAUAAAGGUAACACAAUUGAACAAAUAACCCCCCAACAAAUUGUACUACAAAAAUGUUAUGGAAUUAAAAUAAAUAAUAUUUUCUUAUCUGGAAAAAGUUAGUACACCCCGACCUUUACCAUCACAUAACGUGGCUCAAAUUGGAAUCAGGUACACCAAAACAGGUGACAAAGAUUAGAACAUCA
Molecule: messenger RNA, 3230 nt
Organism: Salvelinus fontinalis (brook trout)
Lineage: Eukaryota; Metazoa; Chordata; Actinopteri; Salmoniformes; Salmonidae
Product: angiopoietin-related protein 7
Exons: 7
Coding region: 305-1774 (489 amino acids)
Source: RefSeq, a predicted model, not a curated record